AUGGGUCGUUCAUUACCUGAUUACUUAUGUUUCACAACUUUGAUAAUUCAGCGUUCAUAUGUGAGGGAGAUCGUCAAAUCUUCCAAGAAAAGAUAUAGGGCAUUUCGACUAGAGUCAUUAUCUGCCGAUCAUGAGGGAUCGACAUACUCGGCUAGUGUUGCCUUUUGGGUCGUCCGCAUGUUAUCGGAUCUUAAAGAAUUUGGGUACAACAUGGAGGCCCCCAAGUUCCCAAGUGUGGAGGAGAUCGCCGAUGCACAUGAGAAGUUAUUUCAUGGACUUCAACUUUUGUCGAUUAGGUUGAUGGUUAAGCUGGGAGGGUGUCUCUUCGGGCCAAGGGUGGCUGCUGCCUGUGCCCAUGCAUCCUUGGCUUCACUUUCUAAAGAUAUUGACAAAGAAGAAAGUUCUAAUGGAGGAAUCACUAGAUUGAGGACAAAUGGUCCUGCGAGCCAACAUGAUACUGAAGGUGUUCAAUUAUCAACUGAAAAGGUGAUAGCUGCAGCAAAAGACGGUCUUGUUGCUGCAGCAUUGAAGGCGAAGCUUUUUGCUGAUCACGAAGAGCGUGAAAUCCAACGAUUAUCUGCUAAUAUCGUAAAUCAUCAGUUAAAAAGAUUAGAGCUGAAGCUGAAGCAGUUUGCAGAAAUCAAGACCAUGUUAAUGAAAGAGUGCGAACAGAUGGAAAGGACAAGACAGAGGAUUGCUGCUGAGCGGGCCCUCAUGAUGUCAGCCCAGUUUGGAUCCAACAAGUUUCAGGUCCUCAACCGUCUUUUCUCUGGAUAUGGCAAUAGCCAGCAAAUGCAUCCCCAAAUGUCGAUGAUGUACGGGCUUGGCCCGAGGCUACCCCUUUCGGCUAUACACCCACCACCAUCAACAACCUCUAAUGCCAUGUUUGGUUCUCCUUCGAAUUCUCAGCAGUCGCUUGGUCAUCAUCCAAUGAUCAGGCCAUCGUUAUCUGGGACUAAAUCGGGUUUAGGUUAG
Striga asiatica is the source of this 975-nucleotide messenger RNA. NCBI's taxonomy places the organism in Eukaryota, Viridiplantae, Streptophyta, Magnoliopsida, Lamiales, Orobanchaceae. The record is from the annotation of a GenBank genome assembly.